Spinacia oleracea (spinach) is the source of this 973-nucleotide messenger RNA. RefSeq names its product ethylene-responsive transcription factor ERF110. Gene Ontology annotation, biological process: regulation of DNA-templated transcription; ethylene-activated signaling pathway. The coding region runs from base 81 to 824 and encodes 247 amino acids. Gene Ontology annotation, molecular function: DNA binding; DNA-binding transcription factor activity. The transcript has a single exon. The record is from RefSeq and is a predicted model, not a curated record. Lineage: Eukaryota; Viridiplantae; Streptophyta; Magnoliopsida; Caryophyllales; Amaranthaceae.
AUUCAGUAUUCAAAUUUAGUGUCAACCUUCUCCUUAAAAUACAAAAAAAUAACAUUAGUCAAAAUCCAAAAAAACAAAACAUGGAAGCAGGAAAUUACUUCUACAAUAAUCAAAGACCAAAAAGUUGGCAGUUGGAUUCACAGCAAGAAAUGAGUAUCAUGGUUUCCGCUCUUAAUCAAGUCAUUUCCGGCAACGGCGGCGGCGGCGGAGGACAAGAACCACCUGAAGAUGGGUCCCAUUUAGUUUACGAGGCGCUUCGAAACCAACAGAGUUUCUCCACGUGGUCACCCCCAACAUCCGCCACCUCAUCAGGCUUCCCGCCAAAUUCCCAGAUUGAAAAUGCAGAAACUACUACCAGUAGCAGUAGUAACAACAGUGGAAAACAGAGGACUAGAAGGUAUAAUAGAAACAAAUACAGGGGUGUACGGCAGAGGCCAUGGGGGAAAUGGGCCUCCGAAAUCCGGGACCCGCAUCGGGCGGUUCGAAUGUGGCUCGGAACUUUCGAAACCGCCGAGGAGGCUGCUAGAGCGUACGAUCGAGCUGCGGUUCGAUUCAGGGGACCACGGGCCAAACUUAAUUUCAGUGUCUCUGAUUAUUUACCACAACUUGAAGAGUAUAAUCGUAAUAAUGUUCAUUACCGAAAUCAAGAACAGCAACAGAGGAGUAACAAUGGAAGUCCUAGUAAUCAUCAAGAAGUAGAAACGAGUGAGUUCGUGCAGAUAACGGAUGGUGAUGAACUUGAGCAUUGGAUGAAUGGCAUGAUUGAUGAUAGUCUUCCUUCUUUGUUUUACGGGGAAUCGCCAUUUGGAAGACCUGAGUUUUAGAAAUUUAUCAAGUUUGGAGUAUGACAUUUAUGUGUAUGAAGUAGCUAUGGAACACUGGAAGGGUUAUAUAUUUUACAUUCUUCUAAUGUUUUCUGUAAAAAAUUAAGUAUAGGAUUGGCAUUACAUGCAAUAAGAUUGCUUUUUCUCUA